GUACAAAACCAGUUGUAUAGGCUACGUACAUAAAACGUAACUUAAAUCGUGCCUAUAUGCCCUAUAUAUUUCGCUAUAAAACUAUUACAAAUAUUCUUUGGAAUAAAAUGCGAAAGAACUUCUACAUUAUGCUAAGACAAUGUUGUUUCUUGGUGGCAGAAGAUUUUGCAGUGGUCACGAAAAUAUGGGGUAGGUCAGUCGUAGAACUUGCCGCCAAUAACAAAAUUGUGGUAUUUAGCCUAGGCCCAAAACAGCAAUCGUGAUAUUUACAAAUUGUAAAAUUUCAGUUCGCUCAUCGGACUUACUCGGAAUAAAAUGAUGUUGUUAUUAGUAAUAUUGGGGAUACUUUUCUGCAUAGGGUCUUUAAUGACCUUCAGUCUUGUAUCAGAUGUACAAAAUAAACCGUACAUGGAUGAAGUCUUUCAUGUACCUCAAGCGCAGCAGUAUUGUUCUGCGAAUUUUACACACUGGGACCCAAUGAUCACCACGCUACCAGGACUGUACCUGAUGUCGGUUGGUGUGCUGAAGCCAGUAGCUGCUAUCUUUAACAUCCCAGUAAUGGAGCUUUGCACAACCUACUGGUUGAGAACCACCAAUAUUCUAUUCACAUUUGGCAACUUUUACCUGAUCUAUGCAGUCCUUAGGAAACUUCACAAUCCAGUUUUCGACCCUGAUGGAAUCAAGAUUGCUAUGACGACCUUAGCUCUCAGCUUGCUCCCAGUAUUGUACUUCUUCACCUUUCUGUACUACACUGAUCCUGGAUCUACAUUCUUCGUCCUUAUUAUGUACCUCUUUUGUCUCCAUGGCAACCACUUUAUGGCAGCCAUAUUGGGUACAGCAGCCAUAUUUUUUCGACAGACAAACAUUAUCUGGGUUAUUUUCAUGGCAGGAUUGGCUGUAAGAAAGGAGUUGAGCUUAUGGCUUAAGCAAAUUUGUGAUAAGAAAGAUAUGAAAUUGGAUGAUUUAAAUGACCUUGACCUUUUGAAGGUCACUUUCACAGUUAUACUUGAUUGUGCAAAGAAGAAAAGAAAUUUGUUGUUUUCACUGUUGCUUAAUAUUCUGAAAAAUGUAUGGGCAUAUUUGUUAGUUGGUGUAGGAUUUGGAGUUUUUAUCAUUUUGAAUAAAGGAAUUGUUGUUGGGGAUAGAACUCAACAUGUGGCUGUGAUGCAUUUUCCACAGCUAUUUUAUUUUCUCACAAUGACAAAUUUCUUUGCAAUGUUCCACUUGUGUUCACCAUACAAAGUCUGGGAAUUUUUGAAAUUUUGCAUUAGGCAUCCAUUAUUUUUAUUGUCGUUUACUGCUGUAGCUUUUUUAAUGAUACAUUAUUUCACAUAUGAGCACAAAUAUCUCUUAGCAGAUAACAGACACUAUGCAUUUUAUGUGUGGAGAAAACUAUAUCGUCGGCACAAGUAUGUGAAGUACAUCUUAAUUCCAGCUUACCUAUAUUUUUUCUGGAGCGUUUUAGAUGAGUUAAAGGGUAGAGAUAUAUACUGGAAAACUGUAUAUUCUGUUUGUGUAAUAACAUCGGCAGUACCGCAGAAAUUGUUAGAAUAUCGCUACUUUAUACUACCUUUCCUUAUCUUCAGAAUGAACAUGCGUCACGGAACCGCGGUGGGACUAUUUCAUGAAAUUUUGCUGUAUACAGUGGUAAAUGUUUUGACUGUUUACAUGUUUGUUGAAAAACCUUACAAAUGGCCUCAUGAAGAUGGAAUACAGAGAUUUAUGUGGUAGUAAAAAAAUGUAAUGCAUUGAAUUGGAAUUAAUACUAGUCAGUUUUUAAAGAAAUGCUCAAUGAGAAAGAUGCAGUAAUUAUAAUGUCUCCCCAUAUGUGCGAAGAUAUAUUAAUUUUGUCUUGUCCAGCAGUGCAGGCUUUCAGGUUUGUCCAGGCUACACCGCUGAAACUACUGUUGAGAUUUCAACCGAACUUUGUAGGAAUGACAAGUAUCAUGGCUAGUUUUGCAAAUUGAUGGCAUUUUAGAUUGAAAUGCAUUUUGGUGAAGUUAUUGCAUGGCAGGCUUGGGUAUAAUUACAUGGGAUUGUGUUUGAGUAAAUUACAAUUACAUUGCCUUUUCAAAUGUAAUAAAUUACAUUGUGGUUACUUCUGUGGUUACUAACUUACUUCUGUUAGUUUAAACAGUAUUUUAUUGCUAUAUUAUUAUUUAUAUUAUUAAGUAAGUGAUUACAUUAAUAAACAAUAGUAAUACUAA
Mercenaria mercenaria is the source of this 2207-nucleotide messenger RNA. Its product is annotated as putative Dol-P-Glc:Glc(2)Man(9)GlcNAc(2)-PP-Dol alpha-1,2-glucosyltransferase. The record is from RefSeq and is a predicted model, not a curated record. Gene Ontology annotation, molecular function: dolichyl pyrophosphate Glc2Man9GlcNAc2 alpha-1,2-glucosyltransferase activity. Gene Ontology annotation, cellular component: endoplasmic reticulum. The transcript has 3 exons. The coding region runs from base 316 to 1731 and encodes 471 amino acids. Lineage: Eukaryota; Metazoa; Mollusca; Bivalvia; Venerida; Veneridae. Gene Ontology annotation, biological process: dolichol-linked oligosaccharide biosynthetic process; protein N-linked glycosylation.